Mesorhabditis spiculigera is the source of this 525-nucleotide messenger RNA. NCBI's taxonomy places the organism in Eukaryota, Metazoa, Nematoda, Chromadorea, Rhabditida, Rhabditidae. The record is from the annotation of a GenBank genome assembly.
AUGUCGGUCAUCUACCGGCAGUUCAAACCAAUCGACAUACACGGCUUCACGAAAAUAAACUCGGAUCCAAUGGUCGAGGCGUACAAUAUCGGUUUCUACUUUCAAUACUGGAGCCGCUGGAAGGAGUAUUUUCUGGUGGCGACGACCCUAAAUGGCGAGAUCGCUGCCUUUAUUAUGGGUAAAGACGAGGGCUUGGAAACCGAUCAUCAUGGCCACGUCACCGCGAUCACCGUCCGGCAUGAUUAUCGAAAGAGGGGUAUCGCCAGGCAAUUGAUGCAAUAUUUUGAGGAGACCAGCAUCGAAAAGGGCUGCUACUUUGUGGAUUUAUUCGUGCGCAAAUCGAAUACGGCCGCUAUUCGAUUGUACGAGAAGCUCGGAUACGUGGUUUAUCGCGAGAUCAAGAACUACUAUAGCGGCAAGAACCCCGAGAAUGCUUAUGAAAUGCGCAAGGCCCUGCCGCGCGAUGCCGACAAGAAAAGCGUGGUCCCGAUAGCCGGAAUCGUGGAUGUUUCAAGCCUGAAUGAA